This is a messenger RNA of Emiliania huxleyi CCMP1516, 1716 nucleotides long. RefSeq lists its product as hypothetical. NCBI's taxonomy places the organism in Eukaryota, Haptophyta, Isochrysidales, Noelaerhabdaceae. The coding region runs from base 1 to 1716 and encodes 571 amino acids. The record is from RefSeq and is a predicted model, not a curated record. The transcript has 4 exons.
AUGCUUCGCCUGCGCCGCCUCGAGGCCGAGAAUGCCGCUCUUCUCGCAGAGGUCGAAGGCCUGAGCAGAGCGUUGCCCGUAUGCCAAGCCUUCGUGCAGACGGGGGGGUGCGACCCGGACGGGCCCGAAGAACUGCGCCGCAAGUGCGAUGAGGCCAUCGACGCCGGCGCCUCAGGCUACUGUGAGUGCCGCGCGGGAGGGCGGGCAAACGCGGUCGGCUGCGGGCACGCGCAGUUCACAUGCGCCGAGGCUUGCGGUACGCUGCAGCAGACGAGCACUGUGCAAGCAGCCGUGGGUGCGUCGGGCGCGCUGUCCACCGUGUCCACCGUCGCCACCGACGGGCCGCCGCAGUGCCGCAGUCUGCGCGGCUGCCGCGAGUGCGCCUCCCUCGAAGGCUGCGCGUGGUGCCUGCAGACCCGCCGCUGCGUGCCGGACGAGGCGUGGAUAUGCCAAGGCGACCUCGACCACGUCUCACACGAGCUCGAGGCGGACCGCCAGGCGCGCAACGUGCGCGAGCGCGCCGCCGACGCGCGCAGCACGCCGCCCGCAGCCGCAGGCGCGCCCACGCCUCCGCCCACGCCGACGGCGGGGCAUCCGUUGGCCGCCCGAGGCGAGCGGUCGGCGCUGGACGAGGCACGCGCGCGGGCGCGGGAGCGCGUGGUGAGGGCGAGCCUCGACGAGGAGGAGGAGGGCGGCGCGUCGCGGCCGUAUGAGACGCUCGAGCUCGCCGCAAACUGCUCGCAGAGCGAGGUGCGGCGCGCGUACAAGCGGCUCGCGCUGCGGUUCCACCCCGACAAGAAUGAGGGCGGCCACGCGGAGCUCGCGCACCGCGCCUUUCAGGCGAGCAUGCCGCAGUUCCACUCGACGGCGGAGCGGCUCAAGGAGUCGGACGACGUCGAGGUGGGCGCCAUCAACUGCGAGCGGCCGGGCAACAAGCAGAUCUGCUCCGACUGGCUGAGCGUCGACGCGUACCCGUCGCUGCUGCUCAACCGCAGGCACGGCACGCUCGCGCGCUACCCGUCGGCCGACAGCAAGGCCGCGGAGGAGGUCGCGCGAUGGGCGCUCGCCACCGCGCGCGAGUGGCGCUCGCUCUUCACCACCGCGGCAAACGUCGCUCACCUCGAUGCCGAGGGCUUUGGAGAGCGGGUCCUCGACGACGCGCGGCGCGCGUGGGUCGUGCUCUUCUCCGACGGCCUCGCGUGCGCGCCGUGCCGCACCGCCCGAACCAACCUGCUGCGCCUCUCCGCCUCGCUCGCCGGCCUGCCCGUCGGCCUCGGCAUCGUCGACUGCGAGGAGCCGUCGAACGGCGCCUUCUGCCGCGAGGAGCAUGGCAUGCCCGAGCGGCCGCACGGCCCAGCCUUCCUCGCCUGGCCUCGCGGCCUCAAGCGGCGCGGCGGCUCGACCCGCGGCGAGGCGCUCUUCAGCGCCGAGCAGAUCGAGCCGCACCGCGCGCUCGAGCUGAUCGACAGGGGUCUCCGCCUCGCCCUCGCCAACGAGCGCGCCUCCUCCGGCGGGGAGGAGGGGGGCGAGGCCACCGCGUUCGAGAGGCACGCCGCGCCUCCGGGCGAGUCCGGCGAAGGCGGCGCCGACGUCUUUGGCGGCGGCGGGCCGCCAGGCGGCUUUCGCUGGGACGGCCCUCAGCGCGACCCGGACGCAAAGCCGCUGCCGUGGGGCGGGCCGCGAAGGCCCGACGCGGCGCCGCGCAUUGGCCGGUAG